AUGCAGAUAAUUUUGAAGGUUCACUGUCAGAUGUAUGCAACUUUUGGGAACAUGUGGAACCUAGUGAAUUUAAGCUUGUUUGACUUGCCUGAAAAUGCCAUGGAUGACAAUGCUGCAUCGGAAUGCAUAGCGCAACCCACGGAAGCUAAAGAGGUUGGACCGCGCUUCAUGCGACCUAAGCCCAAGGCAAAGGCUACGCCUUCCGAAGUUCUGUCCUCAGUUAGCUUAGCAGUCAAAAGAACGGCGGAUGAGAUGGCAUCAAUGCAAAUUCACAAACUCAUUUCAGAUGUUAAACAGCCAUGGCAAAUGGGACCGCUGUCAAGCUUGUUUUCGAAGCCAAAACCCUUUUGGGAACGACUGCAACGUCAGAACAAGAUGUCGCUGCUUGUUGAAGCUAUGAGGUUUGCAGACAACUUGAUGGGCUUCACUCAGGUGCGAUUGCAAGACAUGCUGAGUUCAAGGGUGACGGGGGCCGCUUACUCAUUUUUCAUGACGAAACGCAUCAGGAAACCUGCAGAAGUUUCGACAGUGACUGAAAUUUCGGAGCUGGAACGCAUUUGCAUGCAUGAUGAUGCACUUCACCGGCGCGUCAUAGCUGGUCACCUCUUGUUCAGCUUCGCAGCUGCGGCACGUUGGCAUGACUCUAUGUAUGUUGUUGCACUGGACUCGUCAAAGGCUGGUGACAUUUUUCUUUUGGAGGCCUUGACAUCGAAACACAAGUCGUCCAGGGGUAAGGAGCAACAGAUGGAGCUGCUGCCGUUCACUGCCCUGGGAAAGAUCACAGUUGAUGAUUGUUGGGGGCAAUGUUGGAUGGAUGCCAGAAACGAGAGCCAUGCAGACACCUGGAAUGAAUUUUUGUGCUCGUGGUCAGAGAGCGCACACCUCUGGGUGGAGUCAAGAAUGUCAACUGCCGAAGCGACUGGAUGGUUGAGGGAGCUGCUUGAACCACAUGCUGGUCCGGACCGCGCUAGCAAAUUGACGGGUCAUGGCCUCAAGGCAACUCUCCUGAGCUGGGCUGCCAAAAGCACAUUGUUCAGUGCCGAUGAACAAUUGGCCUUGGGACACCACGUGCAUGCUCAGUACCGUUCAGCCAUGAUUUAUUCUAGGGACAAUCAGAUUGGACUGUGCAAGAAGCUGCAUGAAAUGUUUGGCAAAAUCAGGGAUGGAUUGUUUGAUCCUGACGCAACCCGUGUCAGCCGCCUUUUCCAGUUGGCUUAUGCAACGAUGCUGGAGAGUCAAGGGGAUGACAGCGACAGUGAUGCCACAACAGACUCUGAUGCUUCCUCAGUUGCAUCUUCGGAUGGUGAACACAACGACAUUGCCCAAAAGCCUGGUUACAAACGCUUGGAUGCUGAUGAUUUGGAGGUUGAGUUAUGUCUCAUCAACAACAAUUCCAAAGUGAUCCACUUACUGGUCAGUGAAGAUGAAAAAUUUUGGUGUGGACGACACGCGUCUGCAUCCUUUCGGCGAGCUGAGGUGGACGACCUUUCAGCAACAGAAGCGACCACUGACACCUGGCGACCAAUGGCGAUUGACUCAAAGGUGGCCUUUCAGAACAGGGCCGUGGAACUUGGAAUUGCACAGGCAGAUGUGGAUGCGCUGUCAGAUGGUUUCGUAGGCAGGUCGCUGUCGCUGGAGGACCUGAAGUCACGUGCAGACAGGUCAGAAUCAAGUGAAGCAAGAAUACUUCCCUUAGCAGAGAAAAUGGAUCGCAUUGGACAACAGAAAAACCGGCUGACUGGAAUCAGCUUUACACCGCAAAGUGAACCAUCCCAUUCACUUAUUGACAAGGUUUGCCAACAGCUGGAGGACAAUGUUGUGACAUACAUCGAGCUGAACAGGUGUUCUUCACGUCAUGACGAGGCACUGCAUGCCAAGAUGGACACAGCACUCGCCUUAGAUCAGUCUGGUGGCUUGAGACUCAGUAAAAAGCAGAAAGUGGAUGAUGUCAACGUGACGGGUGAGCACAGAUUGCGCCAAGCGUUCCUCAGGCGAUCAUUGGCUUACGAUUUGUCGGGUAUAGCAACUUUUGCUGUGUUGGACUUGUGGACUCAGAAGUUGUUUGAAAAGAUGAACGAGACUCCAGUAGCCCACUAUAGGCACAUCAGCGUCGAGCAGGUGAUCAAUGCUGACAAGGCGCUGUGGGUAAAGGUUUCAAACGAAACACGCGGCAAACUGCAGCCGAAGACGGGCGCCGAGAAGCCCUUUGAUGUUGCCUUCACAAAGUUUUCCGAACACGCUGAAGUUUUGCAGCACCUUAGCCCUCUACAAGGCCCUGGAGGUUACGUGCAUGAUCGUGCACGAACAGCUGCUGCACCUGGAAAGGGUAAGGGCUCAACCAUUCGGACAGCAAAGGGAAGGCAUCACAAGGAAAAGGGAAAACCACACCAGGCAUUGCCGUGCCAGAUGACUGCGAGAUCUUUGUUGAUGGAAAGCAGCUUUGCAAGCGAUGGCAAAUUGGUAGAUGCACAGCCAAAGUCAAGCCUGGGAAGCGAUGCAUGGCCACCUUGGACCACCACCACUGAGAGAUGCGGAACACCUCAUGGGAUUGCCAAACCUGAGACCAGUGGACCAAUUAAAGGCAUAGCUUUCCCCACUGCAGCUGAAGCUGAAUAUCCUAGCUUGUUGUGCGAUAGAAUGGCCAACUGUGUUUUGCAAAUGGCCAAAAAGCUUGGGGUCACCCCACAAAUUCAGCCUCGCCUGAAAGACUUGUUGAAACUUAACAUGGGACAGCAAACAGUGCGUCACCCGCCGCUCAUUCCUGAAUACAAGACCUUCGUUCACUCUGAGUCCCCUUUGUCUGGCUCAGCCUAUAAGUUGCUAGCUGCUCCUAUCCAACGGGGGGCAGAAAACACUGAGCAGCACGAGGACCAGGAAACACCGUGCAAACGGUCCAGAAGAACCUUUAAGUAUGGUGUUUGGCACAGCCCAGAGGAAUUCCUGCAGAAGGCAACUGGCGUUCGACAUCCCAUGGAUUACGAAUCAGUUUUACAUCCCAUUACAUCUGAGGCCAUUGACAAGGUAGUCAACACAUGCCCCACUAAACUGGCAAAGGAAAGGCUGAAGGCUGUCUUCAAGAUCCGCAAGAUGUCUGCAGAGCUGAGCCAAAAGGAGCGUGAUUUGAAAGCCACGAUGCACCCAGACGUCAGAAGAUGUGUGCAAACCAAAAACAUCUCCUUGUUCGAAGGCCUUCUUUCGCAAUUGGGCUACUGGGACUUGGAUGUGGUCAAUCUCUUGAAGCAGGGCGUACCUCUCGUGGGAUUGCAAUCUGCUCCUGAAGGUUAUCAAAAACAGCUGGUACCGGCGAGCAUGACUGAAGAUGAACUCACGAGAACAGCCAAGUGGCGUCGACAAGCAAUCCUGACUAGCUCACGGCGCGUGAAUCCGUCAGAGGAGAACGCCUUGCUUGAGGCCACAACAGAAGAGGCCCAUGCAGUUGUUGGUUUCCAAGUGAACGGAACAUGGAGAUUCUACAAAAGUGUUUCUCUUCCCUUUGGUUGCACUGGCAGUGUUUAUGGUUUUGUGAGGGUGUCUCAAGCCCUGUGGUUCAUUGUUUCAAAAGUCCUUCAUUGCGUCACUUCCCAUUACUUCGAUGACUUCCCAACUUUAGAGCGGGCAGAAGGUUGCAAAGUUUUGACCCUUGCUUUCAGUGCAGUGCUGGAUCUCUUGGGCUGGGAGCAUGCAAAAGAGGGUGACAAGGCAAUCAGCUUUGCGUCAACCUUCGACCUUUUGGGGGUGACUUUUGAUUUAAACGGCUUGCCGAAGAGAACCUUCACGAUUUCCAACAAAGUUUCGCGCAUUGAGAAACUCUGCAAAAUGCUGGAGGAGAUUGAGAAGGACCGCGCUUUGAGCGCUGCUAAAGCGAGCGAAAUCCAGGGUCUUCUCAACUUUGCGGUAAGUUUCUACAUGGGGCGAGGGCUCAAACACCUUGUCUCUGCAUUCAUGCCCUUCGCCGAAGGUCACCACACCCGAAAUCAAGAUGAGCUUGUGAGCCUAUGCGCGUAUGCAAAACUGAUGUUGCAGGGACAGAAACCUCGUGUACAUUCUUUAGCAGAUACAAGCUUACCUAUCCUGAUAUUCACUGACGGUGCCUAUGAAAAUGGCUUGGCUACGGCAGGCGCUGUGGUCAUAGACGGCCCCCUACGAAUGGCAUACGUGGUCACCGUUCCCGAAGCCUUGAUCAAACUGUGGACUAGGGUAGCUGGCGAACAAAUCAUCUCGCAGGUCGAGUUAUGGGCUUUGGUUUCGGUUAGGUGGUGCUUGCGCAAACAGUUGCACGGUCGUCGCGUCAUUGAGUGGAUCGACAACAAAGCUGCCCGCGUCUGCACCAUUAAGGCCAACAGCCCGUCAAUAUCCAUGAAAGUGCUGGCAAGGCUGUUGGCUGACUUGGAACUUCUUUGGCCCAGCUUUUCUUGGACUGAGAGGGUUUGUUCUUUUUCCAACCCGUCAGAUUUGCCGUCUCGUGGAAAGUUGGAAGAAGCUUUACAAAAAUACAACCUCACAGAUGGUGGUAUCCUUGACGCCUCAGUUGACAUGGCAGACCUGGUGCUCAAGUUGCAUCAAUCGCCAUACAACACUGCUCUUCAAGAACUGGGGACUUAA
This is a messenger RNA of Cladocopium goreaui, 4602 nucleotides long. NCBI's taxonomy places the organism in Eukaryota, Dinophyceae, Suessiales, Symbiodiniaceae. The record is from the annotation of a GenBank genome assembly.